This is a messenger RNA of Drosophila mauritiana, 897 nucleotides long. RefSeq names its product circadian clock-controlled protein (gene Jhbp6). The record is from RefSeq and is a predicted model, not a curated record. The transcript has 5 exons. Lineage: Eukaryota; Metazoa; Arthropoda; Insecta; Diptera; Drosophilidae. The coding region runs from base 21 to 842 and encodes 273 amino acids.
UAAUUUGGAUUCGGAUUAAUAUGGCGAUGGCCCGCUUGGAACUGAUUGUGCUGCUGGUGGCAUUUACCACUAUCCUAGUUCGAGCCGAAGAUGGCUUUUUGAAAGAGCCGCCAGAUUACAUCAAAGAGUGUAGGAUAGCCGACAAGGACUUUGUCAACUGCUCGACGCACAGCAUCCAGCAGCUUUUCGAUAAACUCAACGAUGGCAUUCCCGGGCUCACCAGCAUCAAGAGCUUCGAUCCCUUCUAUCUCAACCGCAUCCGGAUCACGCAGGGCAAUAGCAACGCGAUCAACCUCAAGGUGGAGCUGGCCAACGUGAAGAUUGUUGGGUUCGGGCACACGAACGUCCUGGAGAGUCAGGUGUUUAAGAAGGACUACAGCUGGAAGACCACCUUUACACUGCCCGAGAUGAAGCUCCAGGCGGACUACAGUCUCUUCGGUAGGAUCCUGCUCAUCCCGCUCAACGGAAAGGGCCAGGUGUUCCUGGACGCGGAGAACAUGACGGUCACCAUGCACACGAAGACGCGGCUCUACUCCAAGGGCGGGUUCACUUUCUACAACGUGACCAACCUGCACGUGGACUUUAAAAUGGACGGGCUCAAGUCGUACUUCUCCAACCUGUUCAAUGGCAAUAAGCAACUGGAGGACAGCACCAACAAGUUCUUCAACGACAACUGGCGGAUGCUGGCCGAUGCCCUGUACACGGUCAUCACCCAGACCAUCGAGGACAUUCUGCUGGAUGUGCUGAAGAAGAUCUUCCACUUCAUUCCGGCCAACUUCUUUGUGAGCGACAUCCCGACGCCGGAACAGCUUUAUGGAAGGGCCAAGCCGAAACCGAAAUGAGGAAAUUGUCCGUAGAAUUUGGGAGUGGGAAUCCUGUGAAAAGUAGCCAAUAAAG